GCGGCGCCGGCUGGGUAACGUGGUGGUGCUUCUUCAGAGGCUGUAGCUGUAACCGGUGGAAACAGACUUGGGGGUGAAAGAAGCUUUCCUUUGUGCUGAUGUUGAAUAAUGAGAAGACCCUUCAUCUGUUGCUGAAACCUUCAGUGAACCUUCUCUGGGAUGCACUGCGCAAGCCGAUAUAGCGACUGCAGUAACCAAUCACGUGGUCAAAGAUGACUGAUCCAGAUGUUGUGACUGAGGUGCCUGCAGCUUUGAAACGUCUUGCCAAAUAUGUUGUAAGAGGAUUUUAUGGGCUGGAACAUGCACUGGCCUUGGAUAUUCUCAUUAGAAACCCCUGUGUCAAAGAGGAGGACAUGUUGGAGUUGCUGAAAUUCGAUCGCAAACAACUGCGAGCGGUCUUGAAUACACUGAAAAAUGAUAAAUUUAUUAAAAGUAGAAUGCGAGUUGAAACUGCUCCAGAUGGUAAAACUACAAGACACAAUUAUUACUUCAUAAACUACCGCCUUCUGGUGAACGUGGUGAAGUACAAACUUGACCACAUGAGGCGAAGGAUUGAAACAGAUGAACGAGAUUCCACCAACAGAGCCUCUUUUAAAUGUCCCACCUGUUUCAACACAUUCACAGACCUGGAAGCAAACCAACUAUUUGACCCAAUGACAGGAACAUUCCGAUGCACCUUCUGUCACACUGAGGUGGAAGAGGAUGAAUCUGCGUUACCAAAGAAGGAUGCCAGAACACUGUUGGCAAGAUUUAAUGAACAGAUUGAACCAAUCUACGCACUAUUGCGAGAAACUGAAGAUAUUAAUUUGGCCUAUGAAAUCUUGGAGCCAGAACCAACAGAAAUUCCAUCGCUUAGGGCAAGUCAGCGGGCACUUGGCACUGGCAGUGGAAAUGCACACCUUCAAAAAGAAUCAUGGGCAAACAAAGGACCUACAUAUGAGGAUCUCUACACACAAAAUGUUAUCAUCAACAUGGAAGAACAUGAUGUUCAGCAUAAAUUUGUAUCUGAUGGGAAGCCAACUAAGGAGAGACCAAUCUGGAUGAGGGAGAGCACUGUCCGAGGAGGCUUUAAAGACUUGGAAGAAGUACAGGAAGGUGAUAAUGAUGUUGACUCAUACCACGAUCGUGAGGGUAAAGGAAAUCCAAUGGAAGCAAAUGAAGAAGUCAUGCAAACAUUGCUCAUCCAUGAAAAGAAAAGUACAUCUGCAACUGUGGCUGCAGCUGCUGCAAUCCCGACUUCAAAUGCCAGUGAUUCAGAGAGUGAUACUAGUGAAUCAGAAGAUGAAUCACCUCGACCACAGGCACCUGCAGCAUCAUUCCCAGUGGCAACAGCAGAAGAGGAUGAAGAGUUUGAAGAAGUGGAGGAUGAGCCAACCGUGUUGGUAGCAGGACAGCCAUAUUCAUACAGCCAGGUUAGCCAAUGCUUAGAGCUAGUGGCACAGAUGACAGCUGAAGAAAAGGAAGCAUAUAUUGCCAUGGGGCAAAGAAUGUUCCAGGAGAUGUAUGACUGACCGUUGCUACAACAAAUGAACUAAAGUCCUAAUUAUAUAUUUCCUAAGAUUUUAUUUGUCAGUGUUUCCACAAUUUUAAUUGUGUCUGCCAAAAUGUUAAGAGACAGCAUUCCUUUCUCAACAAAAUUACAGGCUGGAUUUUAAAAGUAUUUCAAGACAAAAGUAUUAUUUUUAAGAGGCUAAAAAGUUGCAGUGCCCUAUAACUUUAAAGCUAUGUAUUUCAUAGGUAGUCUUGUUUUUAUUGCAUAUUUCCUUCCUCCAGGUGACACUUAAAUACGUGAAACCCCUUCGAGCUUGUUCAACCAAUAAGAAAUGUUUUGCUAGAUAGUGGACUGGCUCCUGCCAGAUGGAAAUAUUUCUGUCUUGUGUUCCAUCAAGCUGUUUGAAUAAUCAUUGAUAAGAUUUGCUGGUCUGUGACAACAGGCAAAUUUUAGGUGAGGAGCAGCGAUGAGAUUGAAGCUUAGAGCCUCUUGGUUAGGAAUCAAUUGCUCAUUCACUUCAACUACCAGGCCCAGCAGUACAGCAUAUUUGUCUGUUGGUACAAAAUUUGUGUCUGGUUAUUAAAGAAAAAUGGCUUGUUUUGACAAAUAAAAUAAGCAUGACUGAGAGCAAGGGGAUUUGUAAAAAAACAAAUGAGUUAUGUCAUUGUAGAGGAACUGACACUUAGUUGUUUCACUAAUAUUUACAUUUAGCCUGACAUUUGUGAGAUAAAGAAAAUGGUGAUUGUACUGGUUAAAAUAUUUCUUAAAAAUUGAUCAAUCCAGUUGCUCCUGUGGUUCAGCAUCCAUCUGCCAUACAGAACAGAAAUGUUCCAGUUGAAUUUCCAAUCUGUGUUGAGUUAGUUAUCUUAGCUAGAACAUUAGGUAGGAUACUUAACUGGCCUUAGAGUCCCAGCUUAAUUAACUGAAAAUCAGCUAGAAUUCCUGCUCCUGCUCACUAUUCAGUUGUCCCGACUGUAAGUGCAUACGUCUAGACAACAGGUGAGGAUUAGGAUCAGUUGUAAUGUCCUCUGUGUUCAGUGUUGAGGUGUGGAUGCUUACAUGAGGUACCAGUAGAUAUGUCACCCUGGAAUUUUACCUCAGCAGAAGUCAUUGCCUUCAGGAAGGGCAUGGAGAAAAUUUGACAGAAGAAUUGAUCACAUGAUUUUGUUUCAAUGUAAACAAAACGAGUAGCUUUUAUCUGAAAUAAAAAUAUUUUAAAUGUAAUCAUUAUAGAGCAGUGCAGUUUUAAAAUGAGCUGGACAAGUGCCAAACCAUUUUGACUCUGUGUUAUAAGCAUCCGGGACAAAGCUUAAAUAUACUGACUAUGUGUUUGGCCUUCUUAUGUGAUUUGCCUUCCUAAGCCAGCUGAGGUUUUGAAAUAGCCCAGUGAAGUUUUAUUUUCUUAGUAUCUAUGCAGCAGAAGAUUAAUGUGAAGUUUUUAAUAGUUGUAACAAAGUCAGAUUUCAACACUGUACUCUAAACAAAAAAUGUUGGAAAUAUUCAGCAGGUCAGGCUGCAUCUUUGAAGAGAGAAACAGAUUUGAAACAUAACUCUGCUUCACUGUCCGCCAAUGCUGUCUGGCCGAAUCAGUGUUUCCUGCAUUUUCUACAUCUGCAGUAUUUUACUUUUGUUUUAGCUAUUUAUUACAUAACCUAUAUGUUACAGAAAGUGAAAUGUACAGCUUUACCUUCAUUUGUGUGUUCCCUAAUACUUUCAGUGUAGCAUUAAACCCUUUCAUAAACCAUUAUAGCCCAUAACCACUUCCACCAUCUCACUGUGUAAUCUUUUUGAGUAUCAGAUACAGUAAUUGGUGACCUGCAGUUUGGUCCUGCAGUCAGACUAAUAUGUUACAGCCUAUAAAAAGUGAAAGGAAUGUCUCAUCGACUCUUAACCUGUCCACCCAUACAAUUCUACACAGAGGUUUGAGUGAAACACUUAGAAGAUGAUGGAAAUAUACACAAUGGAAAACUAGACAAUGCAUUUGCCAAGUCAGAACUAUUACAUUAACAUUGAAAAACGGUUAAAGCUUUUCUAACAGCAGAGGAGUUGUAUCAUAAAGAGUAUUGUCUCAUCAUGAAAUGUAUUUUUAUUACAAUGUUUAUCUGCCCAGUGAAUACUUGAGAUUAAUUGCAAUGCUGUAAUCUAAUUCAGAAGGCUCAGGUUACACCUAAACUGAGUGUGAUCCUGGAGCAAUGUAUCAAAUUCGCUCCCUGCUGUCUGUUUUUGUAUCAUCUAUUCUAAACAGUUUGAUUUCUAUGUGAUAUUAGGUCAUGUUCUGUAGCUGGUACUGCACUUUGUGUCUAAUGAUGCACGAUGGUCAUAAAAGGACAUUGAUGCUAUUACUACAAGUUUUGGUGGUUGAUUGCAAGGAAAUGCUCUGUUCUGAUCUUAUAAAAGAUCACACCUGUAUAAUGAACUAUAUGUUGCUCUUUCCAUGCAUGAAAGAGCCACUGUUAAUAAUGCAAUAUUUAUUCUACAGGUGUCGUACCGUGAAUUGCAGACAGCUGUUUUUGUUUCCAUUUUCCAUGCAGUUAAAUAUCAGAUCUGGAGAGUGAUUUUCAAUCUACUCCCCCUAGUUCAACAGCUUAAGUCAAAUUAUCCAACUAUUCAAUUUCUUUUGCACAAAAUAACCACUUUGUUGAGUCAUUUAUGUAUAUUUAAUUGACUAUUACUGAAAAUUAGAUUUCCACUAUUGACACUCAUGGAAUAAAUCACUUCCAAGAUUAUUUUUCUAAGGUGCUUUCACUAAUGUGAAAAGGUAUCUGAAAAAGUACUAGAAUUUAUUGGUACUAUUCUAAUGUCAUACUGUGAACAGGAGAGUCAUUCUUAAUGCCCAAAGGGAAUAAAAUCUGCAUUGAACUUAUUAAAAAUUUGCAGAUUAUGAAGAUUAUUCAGUUCACUAAUCAAUGGCUCCUAUUUACAUAUUUGAGGGGAAGGAAUCCAGACCAGGCAAAUAUCUGUAAAGUCUGAUGGGCACUGGAAAAUGUAUGGCAAUUAAUUUCUCCAUUUCAGUCUACUAGAGAUAUUUAGAUGUCUUACUAGCAAUAUCCAGUAGCAAACAUCAAGUACUGUGGUGAUAUGCUCAUUCCUGUACUAUGCUGCAGUAAUGGGUUUUGCACAAGUUGCUACACAUUACCUUUAGCCAAUUGAAAGAUAUUUUAAUUUUUCUUAUGCAACCACUACAAUAAAAAUUGGCCCUGAUCUCUUACAUGCAAUAUACAAUGACCAAAUUUAGAUUAUACAGUACUCUCAAAUGAAUAAAAUAUAACCAACUAGUUUUAAGAUGGUGCAGGAAGAUUUCUCACUUCUUCCUUCCUGAUUUUAAAAUAAAAUUGGAAGAGUACAAUUCCUAUAACAUUCAGCCCACACCAGUGAACAUGCAUUCUCAUACUCAAAUGUUGGAAAACACUCCUCAGGUCAAGCUGCAUCUUUGGAGAGCGAAACCGAAUUAAUCACUCUCUCAAACAUGCCUUCCCUAUUUUUCUCAACUGCAGCAUUUUAGAGAGAAGUUGAAGUAAUUUCAAUUGUACUUAAUCGCACGCAUAAAGAUAUACAUGUCCAACAGUACAAAAGAAUUACUUGGACUUUCAGAUAUCUCGAUUUCCCGUUAGAGCACAGCCCAAAAGAUUUAUUCCAAUAUAUAAUUCUUCAAAUACAAAAGCACUGUUUGCAACUGUACUAAUUUAUAGGGGAGAGAAAAAUACUGUACAAUAGCUUACAAAUUCUCAAGCAGGAACUAAAGGAAGGAACUCAUUUGAAAGGUUUGGGAGACUACAUUCUAACUUCACCUCAUGCUCAAAGCCUUUGUAAAUUCUAACUUCGUUCAGCUUAGCAAUGAGCCUCCACAAAAGUGAUAAAUUAUCCACAACCAGAAUUAAAGCUGUUGUUUAAAAAGAAUAUCCUUUUAGAAACAAAACCAUAACCAGUGUCUUUUCAAUUUAGUGCUUUUUAUUCAGUUUUAUUUGCUAAUAUUUGGAAAUAAAAGUUUUGCAAUGACA
Carcharodon carcharias (great white shark) is the source of this 5490-nucleotide messenger RNA. It is a transcript of the gene gtf2e1, whose product is annotated as general transcription factor IIE, polypeptide 1, alpha. The transcript has 6 exons. The record is from RefSeq and is a predicted model, not a curated record. Lineage: Eukaryota; Metazoa; Chordata; Chondrichthyes; Lamniformes; Lamnidae. Gene Ontology annotation, biological process: transcription initiation at RNA polymerase II promoter; transcription open complex formation at RNA polymerase II promoter. Gene Ontology annotation, cellular component: transcription factor TFIIE complex. The coding region runs from base 213 to 1511 and encodes 432 amino acids.